AUGAGGUGCUUUGGGGAUUCAUGUCUCCUAUGGGUCUGGGGAUGCGCUCUUCUUCAAGUUGUCGUGUCUGCUUCUUUUGCUCCUCUCCUGCCUCCGGCUUAUCCACUUGCUGUUCGCAGUCCCUAUCUGUCUUCUUGGCUUCCCGGAUAUCAGGCAUCUAGCCUUCCCUCUAGUUCUCCUCAGUUUUGGUUCGGAAAUAACCUCACAUGGUCUGUCAUUGCUCGCGUAAAUGGUCAGACGUACAGCCUUUUCGGUGUCUCUGAGGAAACAGAAGGCAUCCAGGCUGCUACUGUCAGAGAUGGCAAUUUCACCUCGACGCACAGCACUUUUCUGCUGACAGCCGGGUCGAAAAAUUUCACUCUCGACUUCUUUUCGCCCGUCUCCCCAACAAAUUAUCUACGCCAGUCUCUGCCCUUUUCUUAUCUCACGAUAUCAGUUAGUGGGACAUCGAGCAACGACUCUGUCCAGAUCUACUCUGACAUUGAUUCGUCCUGGACCGGUCAACCGGAUAACGCCACUUGGGCUUUCUCAGAAGCCAACAAAACUUCAGUCUUUCAGCUGAGUCCCGUGGAAGAGGCCUUGUUCUCGCAAAACCCUCAAGAGCAAGCGCUUUGGGGUGAGACAGUUUACGCCACGCGGGCUCAAAAUGGAAGCGUCCUCUCUUCUGCCUCGGGGCCGUCGUCUGCGAUCCGUUCUCAAUUUGUGGCCAAUGGAUCGCUCGGCAAUUCUUACGCAAAUUGGACAUCUGACGGCGUUGUCGCAUUUGCGCAUGAAAUGGAAACGACUACAGAGAAUACUUCGAUCACGUUCGCCAUAGGCCAUGUGCGCGAGCAAACCAUUAACUACCUUGGUAAUACGCAAACUGGGUACUACCGAGCAAUCUACCCAAACACUACAUCCGCCGUCUCGUAUUUUCUUGACGACUACUCUGACGCGCUGAUCGAAUCAAUCAACAUGGACGAGUUCAUUCAAAAGGGCGGGGAAUCAUCAUACGGCACUAACUACUCCGAUAUACUGGCGUUAUCUCUCCGCCAAAUCUACGGUGGCAUGGAACUCACAAUCCCAAAUGACACACUAGACACCAACGACACCAUGGCCUUCAUCAAAGAGAUCUCCAGCGAUGGCAACAUCAACACCGUCGACGUCAUCUACGCAUCCUUCCCAGUCUUCUACGUCCUAAACUCCGACUACAUCCGCCUCCUCCUAAAACCCGUAUUCGAAUACAUGGACCAAACCAACUACACCUACGACUUUGCCGUACACGACAUCGGGAUGGACUACCCCAACGCCACCGGCCACAGCCCCAAAGGAGAGUUCAUGCCUGUCGAAGAAAGCGGAAACAUCCUCAUCAUGACCUACGCCUACGAAAGCGCAACCAACACAACCAACAUCUCAAGCACCUACUCCCCCCUUCUGCAGAAAUACGCUCAAUACCUAAGCAUCAACGGCAAAUAUCCCGACGCACAACUCUCCCUCAACGACGCCCUAGGAAAGGUCGCAAACCAAACCAACCUCGCCAUGAAAGCAGCUAGCGGCCUCGCCUGCUACGGCCACCUGACCUCGCAGCAGAACUACACCGACGCAGGCAAAUCCAUCACUGACGCCCUCUACAACGGCCGCCUCGGCACAGACCCUAAUGGAACCUACUUCACCACCCAGUACGACGACGACUCCUGGUUCCUCGCGUACAAUCACUACGCGGACGUCUUAUUCUCCUUUGACCUCUUCCCCGAAGAAGCCUACAACGCCACCACAGCCUUCUACCCCACAGUCCGCAAACCAGCUGGCAUAGCCCUCGACGCUAACCUCGACUGGGGCCAAACGAACUGGCAGGGUUUCGUGGCGGCAACGGUCACCGAUGAAGCAAGGGACAUGUUCAUCUCCGAUAUUCAUGCCUAUAUCGCUAAUGGUCUCAACGAUGUACCCUUCUCGGACCGGUACUGGGUACAAGAUAGUACGACUGGUGAGGCCGGUGAGUACUUUGCGUUUCGGGCGAGGCCAGCACUGGGAAGUCAUUUUGCGUUGAUGGCGCUGCAGGGGGCGGAUCAGUGGGUGGGUUGA
Aspergillus costaricaensis CBS 115574 is the source of this 2061-nucleotide messenger RNA. Its product is annotated as glutaminase. The transcript has 2 exons. The record is from RefSeq and is a predicted model, not a curated record. Bases 1 to 2061 code for a protein of 686 amino acids. Lineage: Eukaryota; Fungi; Ascomycota; Eurotiomycetes; Eurotiales; Aspergillaceae.